Messenger RNA from Pseudocercospora fijiensis CIRAD86, 1221 nucleotides. RefSeq lists its product as uncharacterized. The record is from RefSeq and is a predicted model, not a curated record. NCBI's taxonomy places the organism in Eukaryota, Fungi, Ascomycota, Dothideomycetes, Mycosphaerellales, Mycosphaerellaceae. The coding region runs from base 112 to 660 and encodes 182 amino acids. The transcript is spliced from 2 exons.
GCGACUGACUGAGACUGGCGUUAGAUCUUGGGAAAGGCUGCGAGAAUACCAUCGCCCACGCCCAAGCCUCAACAGCCGCACUUACCACGCUCCACUCGGUUCGCCGCCAAGAUGUUGAAGAUAUGGAGUAUGAAGCAGCAGCAGCAAAAGAAUGACGCUGCUGCUGGCGCAUCCAAGAAGAAGAAAGUCACAGCCGCUCAGUUGCGUGUACAGAAAGAUCUCUCAGAACUCGCCCUCGGCUCAACAAUGAAGACCGUCUUCGAAAACCCCGACGAUAUCCUCAACUUCACCCUCAUCCUCACACCCGACGAAGGCCUCUACAAAGGUGGCGUCUUCAACUUCUCCUUCGCCAUCACCCAGAACUUCCCCCAUGAGCCACCGAAAGUCAAAUGCAAAGAGAAGAUCUAUCAUCCAAACAUCGACCUGGAGGGCAACGUGUGCUUGAACAUUCUUCGAGAAGACUGGAAGCCUGUGCUUAACCUGAAUGCGGUUAUCGUUGGGCUGCAGUUCUUGUUCUUGGAGCCUAACGCGAGUGAUCCUCUCAACAAAGAGGCGGCGAAUGAUCUUAUGAGUGAUCGCGAUAGGUUCAAGAGGAAUGUGAGGAGUGCCAUGGCUGGUGGCAACGUGAAGGGUGAGAGCUUUGAUCGGGUGAUGAAAUAGGAGGAGAGGGAUAGACCAACCACACAGUCUAGUGGCAGAGAGCAUUUCUGACCCUGCUCGUGCCGCGAUGGCUUUGAUACUGGCUAGCAAGAGGCCGGGGUCUGUGGGUUGCGCAGUCCUUGCGCAUACCUAUUGCUGCGGCUUCAAGGCGCUUUUGGUUUUGCGUACGAUACCCACGAAUGGCGGAGCGACCGCUCGAUACACGAUUUCCUUGAUGUCUCUUAGCGACCCACUCUCUCCCAAACCUCGGCAUUCCCUUCCCGAUUUGGUCACCCAUCGAGCAUCAGCGUGGAGCAGCAGCGACGGAGCGCGUUUGCAGAAUGGAUGCAAGGAAUUCAAAUAGCAAGAUACCACCACUCAAACGACACGACACCAUUGAAGGCGACACACUCACAGCGCGGGGCUCCCACCAGGAGUAGCAGGAGGUGGUGCAUUAUUCCAGAGUUGUUACGGAAGGCACUAUGCUGCAUACAGCGUCGGCGGAAUCAUUCAGUCAUGAGCGAGGGAAACACGAAGACAUGCGAACAGAGCUAGAUUUAGAUGCUCAAUCCUUCACCUUAG